AUGAAGUUCGAGCUCGCACCGUCCUCUGCAGCGUCUUUGCUGCUUUCUGUCCUAUCACCACCCAUCUCCCUAAUCCGAUCCUACCCCAUCUCCUCCUUUCUGGCCUCACUCGUCCUCAUCCCCCUUCUAGUCGUCGUUACAGCCGCCCUCGGCUUCCUUAGCAUCGCAACAUGGCGCUACAUCUCACUUCACAUCCUCGCCACCGACAUGUACUCCCACUUUCCUCGCCCUGCUCGCACCGAUCGUUACCCGCUCCUCACCGGUAAUCUCGGCCACAUCCGCAAAGCGCCACCCGUCGAAGGUCACCUUGCUUUUCAACGCGAGCUCAACACUAAGGUAUACGUCUACCGUGGCCUGUUCUACUCGCCUCGGUUGAUGAUCGGCGAUGCCAAAGCCAUGCUGCAUCUGCUCAGUGCAGCCAACUCGUACAACUACGAGAAACCAUCUUCCACCAGACUCGUCCUCAAGAACUUUCUCGGUGAAGGUGUAUUGGUUGCCGAGGGCGAUGUUCACAAACGCCAGAGAAAGAUUCUGCAGCCUGCAUUCAACGUUGGGGCGAUCCGGGAGCUGAACCCGAUCUUCAUGCGGUACUCUAGGGAUCUGGUGGAAAAGAUCGGUCAGAUGGUAGACCGUUCUUCUUCCGAGAAAGAGGCCGUCAACGGUAUAACAAAGCCGUUUGUCGCACAGUCGAAGUAUUCACAAAACGUCAGCAGACCGGGAGCACCGGUCAUCGACAUCGGUUGGUGGUGCACGAGAGCAGCUCUCGACAUCAUCGGUGACGCAGGCUUCGGCUAUCACUUUGAAGCUCUCAAAGUCGACGUCGACCCUUCCCUCGUCGUCAAACGUGCAGGCGACGAGCUCGGAGAUGCCUUCAACACGCUGUUCAAACUGACACUCAAGAUCGACAUCUUCCGAUUCCUGCAGCUCUACCUGUCCAACUUCCGUCUGCUGAAAUGGGUCGAUUCCAUCCCUAACAAACGCAAACGCGCUACGGAAUCAGCAUACGGGGAGCUCGAAAAGGUUUCGAUGCGGAUUGUAGAGCGCAAGAAGAAAGAGAUUCGAAACGAGAUGCAGGCGGAGGUGGAAGCUCGUGGAUCCAGCAAGACCGCCAAUGGCUUCACCAAAGCUGAUUUCGACGAAAAGGAAUCGUCUUCGAUGACCGGGUCUACACCAGGCAAGGAUCUUUUGCAUCUGAUGAUGCGAGCUAACAUGGCAGCGGAUGUGUCGCCACGUGAAAAGCUCGACGAUGCCGAACUCAUUGGUCAGAUCACGACUCUGCUCAUCGCAGGACACGAAACCACAUCCAACCAAACAGCAUGGACCCUAUGGUUGCUGGCACAACAACCUGAGACCCAACAGAAACUUCGAGCUGAGAUCCACGACCACUUUGGAAAAGGCAUGGAGCGUGAUCCCAACUACGACGAGCUCAUGUCCAUGCCCUACCUCGAUGCGGUCUGCAAGGAAUCCUUCCGAGUCAAAUCCGCCGUACCCAGCACCAUCCGAGUCGCCAAGACCUCGGCCACCAUCCCUCUCUCCAAACCCUACCCCACACGCGACGGAAAAUCCACCUUCAACUCGGUCCACAUCCCCGCCGGUCGAGAGAUCAUCAUCCCCAUCUCCGCCAUCAACCUCGACCAGGAAAUUUGGGGCUCCAACGCUGCCGAUUUCGUCCCCGAACGAUGGCUCGACCUACCCGCAUCGGCAAAACACAACGGUCUACCCAUGCACCUCAUGACCUUCAUCUCCGGCCCCCGAGGCUGCAUCGGAAACAGAUUCGCCCUCGCCGAGUUCAAGGCUAUGCUCUGUCAUCUCGUGGGCAACUUCCACUUUGAAACAGUCGCGGAUUGGAAGGUCGAAGCCAAACAAACCGCAGUCAUAAGGAGCAGAGUCAUCGGACAGGAAGAUGUAGGCCCUCAGAUGCCACUUCGCGUCUCUAGAAUCACGACCUGA
This is a messenger RNA of Pseudozyma hubeiensis SY62, 1950 nucleotides long. RefSeq lists its product as hypothetical. The record is from RefSeq and is a predicted model, not a curated record. The transcript has a single exon. Gene Ontology annotation, molecular function: oxidoreductase activity, acting on paired donors, with incorporation or reduction of molecular oxygen; monooxygenase activity; heme binding. Lineage: Eukaryota; Fungi; Basidiomycota; Ustilaginomycetes; Ustilaginales; Ustilaginaceae. The coding region runs from base 1 to 1950 and encodes 649 amino acids.